Molecule: messenger RNA, 3304 nt
Organism: Drosophila eugracilis
Lineage: Eukaryota; Metazoa; Arthropoda; Insecta; Diptera; Drosophilidae
Gene: EMC1
Product: ER membrane protein complex subunit 1
Exons: 13
Coding region: 143-2890 (915 amino acids)
Biological process (GO): protein folding in endoplasmic reticulum
Cellular component (GO): EMC complex
Source: RefSeq, a predicted model, not a curated record
CCUGCUCCAAUUUCUCCUUCUCAUCCCUGACGGAAAACACGAAAUUAAUGUGGAUUUCUAUUAAUUUAUAACAUAAAAAGUCAUCGGAAGUUGAACAAUUAGAGCUCGCGUGAGUCUAAGGGGAGACAGCAAGGCGGACGACAUGCAGCAGAAGUGGUUAUUAACCGGUCUUUCGGUGGCGCUCCUAUUGGGCACCUGCUCUGCGCUGUACGAAGACCAGAUCAAAAAAUUCGACUGGAGAGGCGUGAAUGUGGGUGCACUAAAGCACUCUCGCGUGGACCUGAACCAUUUUCAGCCGCGUAUUCUGGUCAGCACUCAUGAGGGAGUUGUGGCCAGCUUGUGCGUAAAGACCGGCGAACUUGUGUGGCGUCAGGUGCUUGAACAAAAACCGCGCGGUGACAUCAAGCUGCUCCAGGUGAGCGGAUUCUCUGAUGACAGUAGCGACACGGCCGCAGCUCCUGUGGGCAGCAAUUUGGUUUUCGACAUGCUUACCGUCCAGGGACAUGCACCUGCUUUGGUGCGGGGCUGGAACACCAACAUCGGCGCACUCGAAUGGGAAUGGUCCAUCAUGCCGCUGAACACGGAACGGGCUCAAGAGGCGCUGUGGUUCUACAGCAAAUCCGUGCUCUACCACGUACUGCCCGCCUGGCGGAGCCACCUGGAGGUCACCGCGUACUUUGCCAGCUCAGGUCACAGCACUGGCAGCACCAGCAAAGUAAUGGCCUCCUGGAUCACCCCGGAGAGCUGCUCACUUAGCGGUACUUUCUACGUAUGUUUGGAUGGCAAACAAUUAAUUAGCCUGGAUUUGGUUUCCAAGAGCGGACAGUUGAUUCGUACUUCACUUGAGUCAGAGCCAAAGGGAAAUCUUCAGUCCUUAUCGGGUUUUAAUGGAGUUGUUAUUGUGGAUGGCAAACUUGUCAGUGUCAACAAGGACCAAUCCGUCUGCAGUGGUCUGCAAAGUUCCAGCUACGCCGUGGGAAGCUUUAACUACCGUAAGAUCUUGGCAUACGCCGAUCUGUCCUCUGGAAUUCUUAAGAUUAAUUCCGUUUAUCUGGAUAACUGCGCACCGGCGACUGAGUUGGAACAGAGUUUACCUUUCCCAGCACAUUUUGGUACUCCAUCGCUGAACAACUUCGACUGCAAGCAGAAGAGAAGUGGCGAAGGCAAGAGUUGCCUGUUCCUGUUCAGCACCAGCUCCGAUUCCAUUGUUGCCGUGCAGAAUGGACGCAUCCGUUGGUCGCGAGAGGAAGCGCUUGCCAAUGUGAUUGAUUCGCAGUUUGUCGAUUUGCCUUUGGCUGAUACUGAGGGUACUUUAGAGAGCGAGAUGAAGGGCAAAGCCGGUGAUUUCACAAGUUUCGAGAGAGACAUUCUUAGUGCCUUUUUGCGUCGCAUCACUACGCAAGCUGUUCAGAUUAGAAGCUUAGUCCUUCAUGUCAUCGGUCUGGGACCUCCGCCAACGGAUACCCAGCGAGCUGGCCUGGUUCGGGAUUCAUUUGGUCUCCACAAAAUGUUGGUUAUACUUACGCGUGCUGGGAAGAUCUUUGGCAUUGACAAUGUCUCAGGAAAGCACCACUGGCAGCUGUAUCUUCCCAAUGUCAAUGGAUUUGCUAAUGACGAACAGAUGCGUCUUAUUGUCCAGCGUUCGGCCAAACACUUCCCGCUUCAGCCUUUGUGCACAAUUUUGGGCAAAGAUUCUGUCAAUGGCAAUGGAGUGCUCUAUCGCUUUAAUCCCAUCACUGGACAACCCGUUGAAGGCGGUCUUAUUAAUCUGGACUACAAAAUAAAACAGUUAUCGUUGCUGGGAGAAACCGAAAAGGACUUUGUAAAGGGCAUUCUGUUGUUAGAUGCUUCAAAUCAGGUCCAUGUGUAUCCUCAACAUGCGACACCAUUAGCUGAUGGUAUGUAUCUGUAUACAGCCGAUGUGAAAACUGCAGAGUUAUCCGGUUACUUUGUCAAAUAUGCAGGCGGUCAAUUGACGAGCACGCAUAUUUGGAACGCUCGUCUGGGAGGCCACAACUCUGAGCAGCAGAUUAUCGGUGUUGCCGCCAAGAAUCCCAUCGAGCAUGUCCACUCCCAGGGACGAGUGUUGGGAGAUCGAUCGGUGCUGUAUAAGUACAUCAACCCCAAUUUAGUGGCCUUUGUUACUCAGGCGCCGGAUGCCACACACAAAUCUGUGCUUAACUUGUAUCUGGUUGAUGUGGUGUCCGGCUCGGUAGUAUUCACCAUGACACAUCGCAAGGUGCGUGCUCCAUUAAGUAUUGUUCACUCAGAGAAUUGGCUGGCCUACUCCUACUUCAAUGAGAAAGUGCGACGCACAGAGAUAACCACCAUUGAAUUGUAUGAGGGUAAGACCCAGGCGAACAGCAGUGUUUGGAGUUCCCUGCAGGCUCCACCAAUGCCUCUUGUGGAGCGUCAGUCUUAUAUACUCCCCACAAUUGUUGAGGCUCUUCGGGAGACAAUCACAGAGCGCGGAAUUACCAACAAGCAUGUGCUCAUCGGCACUGCCAGUGGAUCGAUUGUUGAAAUGCCAUGGCAUUUGCUGGAUCCUCGUCGUCCUAUAGCCUCCACUACUCAGGGACGUGAGGAGGGAGCCAUUCCCUACAUACCCGAGUUGCCUUUGCCAACGGAAAGCCAUAUAAACUACAACCAGACGGUCUCUCGUCUGCGUAAUAUUUAUACAGCGCCCAGUGGUCUGGAGAGUACCUGUCUAGUCGUUGCUACGGGUUUAGAUUUGUUCGUUACGCGCGUGGCGCCAUCAAAGACUUUCGAUUUAUUGAAGGAGGACUUUGACUAUAUUCUCAUUUCCAUAGUGCUAGUAGCGCUCACAUCAGGAUCGUUGAUUGUUAAGCAUUUAGCGUCACGUAAAUUGCUCAAGCAGGCGUGGAAAUAGGGGCUUGGCAUUAUUAUUAAAUAAUUGCUUUAUAUAAAUAUAUAAAAUUGUACUGCGACCAAAUACAACAAGGGAGGAUGAAAUGAUGAAAAAGGGAAAUCGGCGAUAAGAGUAUUUAUAUACAUACAUAAUUCUGAUAGCUGCAUUACAUCCCAUAAUGCGAUUAAAACUUUUUCUCAACGCUAAGCCUAGGCAAUUAUUUAUAAAUAAUUAUAUAGCGUUAAAACAUCAAAUAAUUAUAAUUAGCUGUUGAAAGGUUUUCAUUGCAUUUUCUUGUUCCUUUGAUUUGUGUUCGUUUGGAUUUCCAUAUACGAAAAAUAUCAGCAUUGAAAGUGUGUUUAAAAAAAUGUAGUUAAUAAAAGCAUUUGUAAAGGAAGACAAUGGUAAAGUAAAUAAAACAAUUUUUCAUCACAA